ACAGAUGAAUCUCAUAAAUGUUAUAAAUAAUAAAUCAUGUAUUCUGAAUUUCUGAUGCUUUAAUUAUGGCUAUGUAAUACGUAUCAUCUAUCUAUCUUCUCUCUGUUACUCAGUCAUCACCUUAUCAGAAUUCAUUCACAACUUCCGAAACCAAAGAGUUCUUCUCUUGUUUCGGUUUGAAAGUUUCCGAUACAUUUAUAAUUACUUUUUGACCUUGUCCCUCCUCUUUCUCGUUUGUUUUGUUUUUAAGGUGACUUAGUUUGUGUGGUUUGAUUUAAUCUAAAGAUUUUAAGGUUGAUGCGUCAGCGUGUUAUUGUUAUGGAUCUCCUGAGAAGUGUGUUUCUUAAACGUUGAACAAAGCAGACUUGUCUUGAGUUUUCUUGAAGGCUUGGUUUAACAGCGAUAGAGAGAGAAAGAGAAAAAUAGCAUUGUGAAUUUGUUUGCAUAAUAAGAAUCUGUCUCCCCCGUGUUGGAUUUGCAACAUUGUUGAGGAGAGAAGGAUAAAGACAUGGAGAGAUAAAAAGAGAAGAACGGUAUUGAGAUUUUGCGGGAAAUUCGGUGUCCUAACGUCAAAAAAUAGGAGUCUUUCAUUGUGGGGGCGAUUUGCAUUUUCGAUUCUCUUUCAAAGGAAAAAUUGCAAUCCCCACAAUCUCUCUCUCUUCCCUCUUUUUUUUGUUUUCUUACCCAUCUGGGUGGUUUCCCUCUGUUUUUCAGGGUUGGGAGAGAAGCUCAAAACUCCAUCUUCCCUCCCUCCUCUCUCUCUCUCUCUCUCUCUCUCUCUCUCUCUCAAAAACCAUGAUUUUUAAUAAAGGGUCAAUUCGUUCUAACCUUGACUGUUUCGUACGAUGUACCACACCUGUGGUUCAAUCCCAGUUUCUUCCUAAGUCCGAGAUUACAAGCCUUAACCGCUUGUGGCAUCCGUGGGAGAGAGAAACCGUAGAAUAUUUCACGUUGGGGGAUCUUUGGAAUUGCUAUGAUGAAUGGAGUGCUUAUGGAGCAGGAGUUCCCAUCACCUUGACAAGUGGAGAGACACUUGUGCAGUACUACGUGCCUUAUCUCUCUGCAAUUCAGAUUUUCACUAGCAAUAGUUUCAGGGAAGAGACUGAGUCAGGUGACUGUGAGACAAGGGAUUCCUAUAGUGAUUCUUUCAGCGAAGAGAGUGAGUGUGACAAGCUAUGGAGGUGGGAUGGAACUUCUUCAGAAGAAGGAGGGUCUGAGCAAGACUCUCUCUGGCAUUUCAAUGACAGAUUAGGUCACCUCUAUUGCCAGUAUUUUGAAAGAGCAACUCCAUAUGGAAGAGUUCCUCUCAUGGAUAAGAUUACUGGAUUAGCUCAAAGAUACCCAGGGUUGAUGUCAUUGAGAAGUGUUGAUCUUUCACCAGCAAGUUGGAUGGCCGUUGCGUGGUACCCAAUUUAUCAUAUCCCCAUGGGAAGAACAAUCAAAGACCUUUCUACUUGCUUUCUCACUUAUCACACGCUUUCAUCUUCAUUUCAAGGGAUGGACCUAGAAGAUGAUAUUGAAGGUGGCCAAGAGAAGCAGAAGGAAGGGGAAGGCAUAGCUCUGCCAGCAUUUGGUUUGGCAACAUACAAGAUGCAAGGAGGGAAUGUGUGGGUUGGAGGAAAUUGUGGUCGGGACCAAGAAAGGCUAUUGUCACUAUUGAGUGUGGCAGAUUCAUGGUUGAAGCAAUUAAGGGUCCAGCAUCAUGACUUUAAUCACUUCAUGGGCAUUCGGCAUGGCUAAAAGGGUUCAUCCACUACUCUACAAAGAAUUCGCACUUGCAUAGCCUAAAACCAUCCUUUUCUCGGAUGUUUGGUUUUUGUGUGCACUUUCUUGGACCAUUAAUUGCGCCUUUUAUGUUUUUUUUUCUUCUUUUCUCUUGAGGGAGUGUGAGGGAUAGUGUUGUUGGUCUUUUUAGCCCUUGAGAGCAUUUUAGGACCAACCCUCUCGUUAGGUUCAAACCGAGAAAAAAAGGGUGUGACUCGUGAGUUACCUCCUUGCAAAUUGCCUCAGUUUAAGAGGAAACUGUGUAGAGAUAGGUGGAGGAGGGAGGUGAAGUGAGACUAUAUUGUAUAUCUUUUGCUAUUAAUCAGUCAUAAUGGUUAAUGGAUCUGACAAAUGAUGUAGAAACAGAUUGCAUAUUUUUUUCCAAUUUUUUCUUUAUGAGUCUUCUUUCCGGUUUCCACCGGCAAUUACUUGCAAUA
Cajanus cajan (pigeon pea) is the source of this 2201-nucleotide messenger RNA. RefSeq lists its product as uncharacterized. The record is from RefSeq and is a predicted model, not a curated record. NCBI's taxonomy places the organism in Eukaryota, Viridiplantae, Streptophyta, Magnoliopsida, Fabales, Fabaceae.